Molecule: messenger RNA, 2097 nt
Organism: Prinia subflava (tawny-flanked prinia)
Lineage: Eukaryota; Metazoa; Chordata; Aves; Passeriformes; Cisticolidae
Gene: SMIM45
Product: small integral membrane protein 45
Exons: 3
Coding region: 1152-1358 (68 amino acids)
Source: RefSeq, a predicted model, not a curated record
AUGCAGAAAUAGGUAUGGAUUCAGGAAAGCUAUUUCACUGGAAGCAAGAAUAUUACUUCAGACAGCAUUGUUUUUCUGUUUCCUUAUGGAAGAUUGUUUUGUCAAAGUGUCGAUUGUUUUAAUUUUACAUUAAAGCCCUGGAGAGAGUACUAACCCCCUUGUAUCUUCCAUCCCUCUCUCUCUCUGCCUCCCACCCACUGAUGAAAAACCACUAGCCCCCAGUCCCUGGACUGCACACACCAGUAAAUCUGUGGAGCCUGAAUAUUCUGUCCAUUUCCAUCAGCUCGAGCUCAGAGACGUCUGUCCCAGCCUUUCUGCUCCUCCGGGGCUGUAGCCGGGCUGCGGAUGAUGCAGGAGGAGGGAGAGCAUCCCACGGCCAGCUCCCCCGUGGCCCCGUGGCUCUGACCCGGGUACCAUGUGCGGGUGAGCUAGGGAGGUUCGCUGCCAUAGCGACCGCUAGGUUUUUGGUGGUUUUUUUUUUUUUUUUUUUUUUUUUUUUUUUUUUUUUUUUUUUUUUUUUUUUUGUUGUUGCAACUCAGCAACUCCCUCCUCCCCGCGCCACGAUGCAGUCGGUUGCAGACAGUCGUUAUUGCGUGUGUGGAGGAAGGCCGGCGGUGGGGUCCCCCGGGGAGGCUGCAGCGGGGCUGACACUGCCAGGCAGGCGGCGGCGGAAGCCCCCAGGAGUCCCGGUGGGCAGUGAGGUCACGCUGCUGGCUGCCUGUCCUUCCGCCGUGGCUGCUCCCGCCAUCCCUCCUACCCUGCCUGCCUCCCGCCCAUCUGCCCCUGUCGUCUCCCGCUGUCGCCCAGCUCUCCCGGCGCAAGGUCUCCCUGGCACUGCCUGGCCAGGAAAGGAGCCUGACUCUUCCCGGCUGGGACCCGGCAGAUGCCGAAGGGAGCAGUCUCAUCUCGUCGCCCUGCACCCGUGGAAGAAGUAUUCACAGCCAAAAUCUGCUCACCUGCCUGACAAAAGCAAGUUGCUUCUCCAGGCGAGCCCUGCAGAGGCUGGAGGGGGCGUUCUGACAGCUCACCCAGUGCUUGGCUUGGCCAUGAUGAGGACCCUUCGUUGAGGGGGCAAGGACGGUUGAGCAGCGAGGAGAGACAACCCGAGGAUAAGGCUGCAUAGCAAGUAGACUGAAGAACAGGUUGCUGCCAUGCCCCACUUCUUGGAUUGGUUUGUGCCCGUGUAUCUGGUGAUCUCCAUUCUUAUCCUGGUGGGCUUUGGAGCUUGCAUUUACUACUUUGAACCAGGACUCCAGGAAGCCCAUAAGUGGCGAACACAGAGGCCAAUCAUGGAGCGAGACCUUCGGAAGACACUGAUGAUUCGGGACAACCUGGCCUUUGGGGUGCCUGAGGUCUGACAAGCUGCCCACCACAGCCAGAGGAAUCUCUCCUGGGUGGCAGCAGACCACAAGCCUCACUAGGGAUGGCAGUUCUGCCCUGGUACAAGUGGGGCUGGUCAUCAUUUUGCUCUGUGCUGAUCUGGGUCUCGUACUGAUCACUCACCAUUCUGCCCCUUUGCUUCUUAGUCAAGAUUUGUGUGGCUGGGGCUUCCCAUGUGCUCACAGCUCUUCAGCUAGCCAAGGACUUCGGCUCCUUCCCAUGGCCAAGACUGAUGAACCACUCAAAUUAAAUAUUCCUGAGUUUGAGCUGCCUGGCAUCUUGAAUCUUCAAUAGGAGAGGUACCAGGUUUUGCAAAGGAAUAUAGAACCUUGUACUGCUAUUCCCUAGGUUAAAUCUAACACAGUCUGUCUAAGUCCAACGGGUAUUUUGGGGGAAAUUGUGGGCUGAUAUUUCUGGGUCUGAGAGAUUUUAGCCUGCUAGCAGCUGCUAACUUUUUUCCCAAGGGAAAAUUUCUCAAGAAAGCUUCUUCUCAAAACAAUCUUGGCAAACAACUACCCGUUCUUAAAACAAUCUUUCUCCAGGUGGUGUUUUGCCUUUCUAGUUCUCAAAAGAAAACAUUUUAGCUGUUUCUCUAGUUUAACCAAUGGGAUUAGAGAGGUGUCGUUCCUAUUCACCAAUCAUGUUAAGUCUGUAUCAGAAUACCUUAUAAAAAGUAGUAAGAAUUAGACAAUAAAGCUUUUCUAUGCUCUUUGCCUU